Platichthys flesus (European flounder) is the source of this 604-nucleotide messenger RNA. It is a transcript of the gene c9h19orf25, whose product is annotated as chromosome 9 C19orf25 homolog. NCBI's taxonomy places the organism in Eukaryota, Metazoa, Chordata, Actinopteri, Pleuronectiformes, Pleuronectidae. Bases 182 to 526 code for a protein of 114 amino acids. The transcript is spliced from 3 exons. The record is from RefSeq and is a predicted model, not a curated record.
GUCUAGGCUCAACUGCGGUUUGUUAUCGACACGUUUGUAGUUUUUCUGCGGGAUCUGCGUGUUUUCGUGAUUUUGUUUCCGUGAAUCCGGUUCAAAUCCCCGCAGAUCCACCGAGCUCCACCGAGAGACCGCGGAGCUCCGCAGGGACACGACACGGUCUGUGUGUCCGAGGGUCCCCAUCAUGAAUAAAAACAAGAAGAGGGUGGUUCUGCCCAGCCGUCCUGACCCCCCCACUGUGGACCAGAUCCUUGAGGACAUCAACAGAACUGCACCCAGCGACCCAGUGUUCAGUGUCCUGGAGCAGAGUGGACAGGUGAACCCCCUGCCUCUGUCUGUCUCCUCAGACGUGUCCCGGUCCUCAGACUCGGACGUGGACAUGAAGUUCCUUCAGUGCCGUCGGUACCUGGAGCUGAACGAGCGGCUGCAGGAAGCUCGAGGUCGGCUGCUGCGACAGAGGGAGGAGCUAAAGGCUGCGGGGGAGCAGCUGGACAGAGAUGUGGAAAAGGUCAAAGGUCAAACCCUCUGACUCUACAGCCUGGUGGCUUAGCUGACUGUUCUCUGACCCGCGCCCUUGACCCCCGACACCGGGGGGGGGGGGGGGGGG